CCCUGAACUAGACGAGUUCUAAGAACAGAGAAAUCCGAAAUACUGUAUUGUAAAGCAACCUUUCUCCAGCCAUUAGAUGGUCAGUGUUGGUCCGAUUGGUAAAACUUUUCUAAGGAGUCGCACGUUGAUGACGUAAUUUGUUUCUCUUUGUUUGAUUCCGUGGGCGGACUGCCAUCCCGGGCAUGUGUGUGCGCGCAUAAAAGAAAAAAAAAAAAACGAACAGAAGGAAAGAAGAGGGAAAUAGAAACGAAGAAAUAAAAAGCUGCGAAGAGGAGAAGUAUCGGUUCACAUGGCCGUGCAGGGAGGUGUUUAAUGGCCUCCAGGACGGAGCUGUCAGCGUGAGAAGGGAAUCUUAGAAGAGCAGACACAGUUUUACACGGAGAAUGGCCUUAGCCAAUGACAAAGACGCAAUUGAGAGACUGGAACUCCUUAAACAAGAGGACUGUGAAGGGGCUGCACCAGAGGAUUUGUGGGUGAAGGCGGAGGACUGUGAAAAAGGAGGAGGAUUUUCAGUUCUUAAAGAGGAGGAGGAGGAGUGCAAGGUGGAAAUUGUCGAAGUCAAAGUGGAGGAUUUGGAGUAUUUCUCACUUAAUCCUGAACUGGAGAUGCUCGAAACUGGGACCAUGUUCAAGCCAGAAAUCUUUGAAGAGCCUCAUUCCAGUUUGCAGCAUUGGAUCGCGAACACGGGACAACUGGUUACCCAGCAGGAUUCUAUGGAACUGAAAUGGGAGUUACCGGAGUAUGAGGAGAACGUCAAUGGAGGAAAUGGGAGAGAAGAUCAGCAGUCAUCAAGGAGUGUCGGAAUGAAUUUUCAUGAGAAUGCCAGCUUCCCCUCAUCUGUAUCUGCUGAGCCCUCCCUUCAGUGCAAACUGGAACAGAAACAGGACAAGAAGAAGAAGAGGAAGAAAUCAACAAGAGGAUCAGAGACUUUGACAGCAGGCUCUUUCCAGUGUAGUUUUCUUCCUGUGGGAGAAACCCUCAGAACUGACCAACCACAAGGACAUAACACAGAGCAAGAUGAUUUGGGUGAUGGACAAGAGUGUGGACAAACUUUUAAAAACAAGUCUGACUGUAAAGAUCACAAAGCUGUUCAUAAAAGACCAGAGUCGUAUUGCUGUUCUGAGUGUGGCAAACGAUUCGUUCAUAAGAGCUGGCUUCAGGCACAUGUAAGAAUUCAUACUGGAGAAAAGCCAUAUUGCUGCUCUGAAUGUGGACAGAGAUUUACCGCAAGCAGCAGCCUUCGCGUGCACACUCAGAUUCACACUGGAGAUAAGCCAUAUAGCUGUGCUGAAUGUGGAAAAAGAUUCAUUAAAAGUAGUGAUCUACUGAGGCACACGCGAAUUCACACCGGAGAGAAGCCAUAUUGCUGUCCUGAAUGUGGCAAAAGAUUCAUCAAAAGUAGCAAUCUUCAGAGACACGCAAUAAUUCACACUGGAGAAAAGCCAUAUUGCUGUUUGGAAUGUGGCAAGCAAUUUUCUAACAGUUCCAGUCUCCAAACACAUAAAAGAAUCCACACCGGAGAAAAGCCAUAUGGCUGUGCUGAGUGUGGAAAAUGUUUUGCCCACAGUAGCAAUCUUGUAGGGCACAUGCGAGUUCAUGCUCGGGAGAAGCCAUAUUGCUGUUCCGAAUGUGGGAACAGAUUCUCCCAUAAGCACAGUUUUCAGAGUCACAUUCAAAUGCACACUAUUCUGGAUUUGUGAACGUGGCAGAUGAUGUUCCUGAAGAAAAACCUUAUUGCCGCUCUAAAUGUUGUAAAGGAUUCUCACUUUUAAAUAAUUUCUAUGGACACUUAAGAAUCUACAGUGGAGAGGACCUUUAUUGUUAUAGGGAAUGUAGUAAACGAUUCUCAAACUGCAGUAGACUUCAUAGCCAUUAAAGAAUUCACACUGGUAAAACA
Polypterus senegalus (gray bichir) is the source of this 1897-nucleotide messenger RNA. RefSeq names its product zinc finger protein 501-like. Gene Ontology annotation, biological process: regulation of transcription by RNA polymerase II. Gene Ontology annotation, molecular function: DNA-binding transcription factor activity, RNA polymerase II-specific; RNA polymerase II cis-regulatory region sequence-specific DNA binding. Bases 384 to 1700 code for a protein of 438 amino acids. The transcript has 3 exons. The record is from RefSeq and is a predicted model, not a curated record. Lineage: Eukaryota; Metazoa; Chordata; Cladistia; Polypteriformes; Polypteridae.